AUGUCGUGGUUUACAUCAUGGUUCACAUCGUCAAAGAACCCAGUGCCUUCAGCAGCUGGCCAGCCUGUAGCUGCCGAGAAGCGCGUCCUCGAAGAACCUGUGAAGCCGGCCGAACCCGCCAUUGAAGCAGCCAAACCCGUGACGCUGCAGCAGACACAAACCGAACGUUUGAACAGAAACAAACUCAUUUUUAAUGCUGGCGCCGUAUUUUUCGCCUUCUCCCUCCUCGUCACUCGAAGAAGCCUUGCGCGAAAACGGCUGGCCUCCAAUCCGGCUUUCUACGCCAAUGCCCCGGCACACCAGGCGGAACAAGCGAAAAAAGUCAACGGUGCCAUGGAAGCUGUCGAAGCAUUGAACAUUGCGACGAUCAACGUCCUCAGUCUGUCGAUGAUGGUCACGGGAGGAGCUAUGUGGUAUUUCGAUAUCAACAGUCUGGCAGAGGCGCGCAGGAAGAUAAGAGGUGGGCUGGGCGUCGAUGGGACGGGCAAGUCGGAGAAGGAAGCUGAGGAGGAGUUUGAGGAGUGGAUGGCGACCGUGCUAGCGCGCAAGGAAGCGAAAGGACCACGACCUUCGCAGACGAAUGAACGAGGCCAGGAGAGGACUUGUGAGAGCUCGACCAAAUCUGCGGGCAAUAACGAAGCGCCGCCUCACAUCCUCACCCGCAACACUGCGACAGGAUGUUCCCUGGCGCUAGGAAACGAGGAAAGACACGGACCGAAUCACGACGAUCCCGAAGACUCAUACAGUGCCAAAUUUGCCCUAUCCAAGAGCUCCUCGAGCAGAGGUGUCCACGGCCACAAGAUACAAUCUUUUGCGGCGGUGACAGUUCCCACCAAGCGGGUACAGUAA
This is a messenger RNA of Fonsecaea nubica, 849 nucleotides long. RefSeq lists its product as hypothetical. The transcript has 2 exons. Bases 1 to 849 code for a protein of 282 amino acids. NCBI's taxonomy places the organism in Eukaryota, Fungi, Ascomycota, Eurotiomycetes, Chaetothyriales, Herpotrichiellaceae. Gene Ontology annotation, cellular component: mitochondrion. The record is from RefSeq and is a predicted model, not a curated record.